AUGAGCUUUAAACAGAUUUUAGAUGUAAUAGGCUUGUUCAUAGUUGUUGCAAUUCUAAUUGUUUGUGGUACACUUCUCAGUUAUUGCUACUUUGAUAGAGACUGUUUUCGAGCGACUGCGGCUGCAUUUUGGGUUUGUGGAAUUGUGUUGUACAUUAUUCUACGAAGAAAUGAAUUCUUGCAGUCAUUUUUUCCGGCCAACAUCGUUUUGAUAUUCACCGCUCUUUUAUAUCUGAUAUUGGGUGCUGCCUUUCUACUCGGCGACUGUGCAAGUCUAUACAUGCUGAUUGCGGGAAUUGUCCAAGGUAUUAGUAAUCGUUCUCACUUGCAUAGCAGCAAUACUGACAUUCGUUGGAGUAGUCUUGAUUUUUUAUUCGCAAGACAAGAAACAUUUUCAGAUUCCGGGCGGUGUUUUUCUUUGUGUCUCUGCAGUCAUAGUGAUUUUCACUCUGUCUUGUGGGUUACAAAGACGCCUCAAACAGGCUGCCAACUUGUUCUUUCAGCUUCUCGAAUUGCUCAAACUUUCCAUGCCUAUCAUCGCACUGUAUCUUGCUUUAUGUGUAGCUUUAGUUAUCAAGACGUUUCACUGAUUCCUAGAUAUCCUUAUGUGUGUUAAGGACGAAUGAAGCCUGUACAAACACAAUAUAAUUGUAAAAGGAAUGAGUGAACAGUGAACUUAUGUCAAUGUGAUCAUGUCAAAAUGGGAAAACAGACUAGUUGUUACUUAAUUUUCCAGUUUUUUAUCGUUGCUUCAUUGACUUUCUCAGAAAGUGGACAUGCAAUUUCGUCUUCCUCCUGAUACAAUUCAUUGACAGAAAUGUGAUUAAGAGGGGCUCAAUAAGAAGAAUUU
Messenger RNA from Trichobilharzia regenti, 849 nucleotides. The record is from the annotation of a GenBank genome assembly. Lineage: Eukaryota; Metazoa; Platyhelminthes; Trematoda; Strigeidida; Schistosomatidae.